AUGGAAAAAAGAGACGACGUAGAUCAGAACAGCGUGGAAAAAAGAGACGACGUAGAUCAGAACAACGUGGAAAAAAGAGACGACGUGGAAAAAAGAGACGACGUAGAUCAGAACAACGUGGAAAAAAGAGACGACGUAGAUCAGAACUGCGUGGAAAAAAGAGACGACGUAAAUCAGAACAACGUGGAAAAAAGAGACGACAACAGCGUGGAAAAAAGCGGUGACGAUGUAGAUCAGAACAGCGUGGAAAAAAGCGGUGACGAUGUAGAUCAGAACAACGUGGAAAAAAGCUGUGACGACGUGGAUCAGAACAGCGUGGAAAAAACCGGCGAAGACGUGGAUCAGAACAGCGUGGAAAAAAGCGGUGACGAUGUAGAUCAGAACAGCGUGGAAAAAAGCGGUGACGAUGUAGAUCAGAACAGCGUGGAAAAAAGCGGUGACGAUGUAGAUCAGAACAGCGUGGAAAAAACCGGUGAAGACGUGGAUCAGAACAGCGUGGAAAAAACCGGUGACAACUUAGAUCAGAACAGCGUGGAAAAAAGCUGUGACGACGUGGAUCAGAACAGCGUGGAAAAAAGCUGUGACGACGUGGAUCAGAACAGCGUGGAAAAAAGCGGUGACGAUGUAGAUCAGAACAACGUGGAAAAAAGCGGUGACGAUGUAGAUCAGAACAGCGUGGAAAAAAGCGGUGACGAUGUAGAUCAGAACAGCGUGGAAAAAACCGGUGAAGACGUGGAUCAGAACAGCGUGGAAAAAACCGGUGACGACGUAGAUCAGAACAGCGUGGAAAAAACCGGUGACGACAACAGCGUGGAAAAAAGCGGUGACGACGUGGAUCAGAACAGCGUGGAAAAAAGCGGUGACGAUGUAGAUCAGAACAACGUGGAAAAAAGCGGUGACGAUGUAGAUCAGAACAGCGUGGAAAAAAGCGGUGACGAUGUAGAUCAGAACAGCGUGGAAAAAACCGGUGAAGACGUGGAUCAGAACAGCGUGGAAAAAACCGGUGACGACGUAGAUCAGAACAGCGUGGAAAAAAGCUGUGACGACGUGGAUCAGAACAGCGUGGAAAAAAGCUGUGACGACGUGGAUCAGAACAGCGUGGAAAAAAGCGGUGACGACGUAGUUCAGAACAGCGUAGAAAAAAGCUGUGAUGACGUAGAUCAGAAAAGCGUGGAAAAAAGCGGUGACGAUGUAGAUCAGAACAGCGUGGAAAAAACCGGUGAAGACGUGGAUCAGAACAGCGUGGAAAAAACCGGUGACGACGUAGAUCAGAACAGCGUGGAAAAAAGCUGUGACGACGUGGAUCAGAACAGCGUGGAAAAAAGAGACGACGUAGAUCAGAACAGCGUGGAAAAAAGAGACGACGUAGAUCAGAACAGCGUGGAAAAAACCGGUGACGACGUAGAUCAGAACAGCGUGGAAAAACCGACAAAAUCAGAACAGCGUGGAAAAACCGGUGACGACGUAGUUCAGAACAGCGUGGAAAAAAGCUGUGACGACGUAGAUCAGAACAGCGUGGAAAAAAACGGUGACGACGUAGAUCAGAACAACGUGGAAAAAAGAGACGACGUAGAUCAGAACAGCGUGGAAAAAACCGGUGACGACGUAGAUCAGAACAGCGUGGAAAAAAGAGACGACGUAAAUCAGAACAACGUGGAAAAAAGAGACGACGUGGAUCAUAACAACGUGGAAAAAAGAGACGACGUAGAUCAGAACAACGUGGAAAAAAGAGACGACAACAGCGUGGAAAAAAGCGGUGACGAUGUAGAUCAGAACAGCGUGGAAAAAAGCGGUGACGAUGUAGAUCAGAACAACGUGGAAAAAAGCUGUGACCACGUGGAUCAGAACAGCGUGGAAAAAACCGGUGAAGACGUGGAUCAGAACAGCGUGGAAAAAAGCGGUGACGAUGUAGAUCAGAACAGCGUGGAAAAAAGCGGUGACGAUGUAGAUCAGAACAACGUGGAAAAAAGCGGUGACGAUGUAGAUCAGAACAGCGUGGAAAAAAGCGGUGACGAUGUAGAUCAGAACAGCGUGGAAAAAACCGGUGAAGACGUGGAUCAGAACAGCGUGGAAAAAACCGGUGACGACAUAGAUCAGAACAGCGUAGAAAAAAGCUGUGAUGACGUAGAUCAGAAAAGCGUGGAAAAAAGCGGUGACGACGUAGAUCAGAACAGCAUAGAAAAAAGCUGUGAUGACGUAGAUCAGAACAGCGUGGAAAAAAGCGGUGACGACGUAGAUCAGAAUAGCGUGGAAAAAACCGGUGGCGACGUAGAGCAGAAUAGCAUGAAAAAAAACUAA
Molecule: messenger RNA, 2298 nt
Organism: Ylistrum balloti
Lineage: Eukaryota; Metazoa; Mollusca; Bivalvia; Pectinida; Pectinidae
Exons: 5
Coding region: 1-2298 (765 amino acids)
Source: RefSeq, a predicted model, not a curated record